AUUCACGAUCCCGGCCGACGACAAUGGUGAUACUGAGCUCGACCCUAGAAUCCAGGUCAGUGAGUGACAAUAUAAUGUUCUGAGUAAAAGUAACGGUAGACCUUCGUAACAGCAAAGAUGAGCGUUAAUUUUGUAGAUUAUUUCGCCAACGAGCAUAAUGGAUACGAUAUACUUUAUCAAAAUAUGAAAUACGGACUCAUUGCCAGCAAAGAGCUCUCCGAGUACCUUAGAGAGAGAUCGAACAUAGAAGAGACAAAUUCUAAGUCUUUAGCGAAACUAGCUAAGCAGGCGAACAGUAACUGCGCACAGGGGACUUUCGCGCCCUUCUGGGGCGUGCUGAAGUGUUCCGCGGAGAAAUUGUCUAACCUACACCAACACAUGUUCCAAAAAGUCAGCGAACUGGUGAAAGAUGUCGCGCGCUACGCUGACGAGCUCCACAAGAAACAUAAGGCUGUAAAAGAUUCCGAGUCGAACACAUUAGAAGUAGUUCUACUUAUACAAAACACUAAGCAGGCUCUGCAGAAGGCCAAAGAUGUGUACACCACCAAAUCAGCAGAGAUGGAGAAGUUGCGGAAAGACAAUGCAUCUGCUAAAGAUAUUGAAAAGGCUGAAGUGAAACUGAAGAAACUGCAUGAAGAUUACAGACAACUGGCUGAAAAGUACAACCUUGUGAAGCAAGACUUUGAAAAGAAAAUGACACAGACAUGCAAACACUUCCAGGAUGUAGAGGAAGCACAUUUGAAGCAGAUGAAACAGUUUGUAAAUUCAUAUGCAGACAUCAUACAGAACAACCAUGAUCUGAUGGGACAAGUACACAGGGAUUUCAAACACCAAUGCUUAGAAUUAACUGUGGAAAAAUUAUUGGAACAAUUUUUGAUAGAGAAAUAUAAUUCAAUAGAAAAGGCAGUUUUAGUUGAGCUACCACCAGCGCUUCCUAAGCCGGGGUCAGCAAAUAACUCUAUAUCUGAAGCUGAUCAGAUAUCUACAGUCUCAAAUGGGUCACACAAGCCUCCUCAACCAGCUAAAGCACCUAAAAAAGAACCAUCAUUUGCCACUAAAUCUUCAAGAAGAACGACCUCCCUUUUAAAUCUGUUUACACCAAAUUUCCAAAGUAAAGAUGAACCUACAAGCAGCAUUGAGGGUAACGCACCAUGCUCAGCUCCUUCAAGUCCCAGUGGAACUCCGGCAACACCAGUGGCACCUGACAAAGAUGAGAACAUGAUACGGAAUCCAAUUCGUGAAUCUAAAUGGUUCCGGAGACCCAAGCCAAAACAAAAGAAGUCUAAGAAGAAAAAAGACGAGAUAUCUGAAAAUGCUAAUGCAAGUGAUAAGGCUGAUAUAGAGGAAAAGGAAGAAGAAGCACCCACAAAAGAAGACUUGAUCAACUCUCCUGAGGUGGACGAUGAGGGAUACUGCAUCAGACCAAAAGACGAAAAGGGCAGUGUGUACUCAUCAACAGAUUCAGACUCUGAAGAGGAAAGGGAACAAAAAAUUCACGUAGAAAUUAAACCUAUUUCGAAUGGCGACGCGCCCAUGUCGGCCAGCGUCGACGAGCUGCGGGCCACUGUGGAAAAUAUUUCUCUGUACAAAAUCGGCACCACGCGGCGCGGCUCCAAUGCGAACACGAGCAAAGCAAGCAGCGAUUUAUUAGAUUUGAAUUUCUUUCAAAGCCCCUCUGUUAGCAAUCCCACUUCGCCUCACGCGAAUGUUUCAAAUCCUUACGCGCCACUGCAAGGAAAUCAGUCACAUUUACUUGAGAGUCCAACGCCCAUAUCGAACGCGGACGUCGGCGACCUGUUCUCGGAAGUGGGCGAGAUGAGCCAAACAAACAUGCGCACCUCCACACCGACGAUAACGUCAAUUUCCCUGCCGCGUCCGCCCUCAAGACGCUCCGAGGGCGACUUCCGGACCGCCGGCUCCACCGGAUCCCGCGGCCCGUCUCCCCUCACCAUCGGAAUGGCGGAUACAAUACCGUUGGCUGUCGCUUUCCACGAGAUAAUACAUUCUUAUUUCCGGGGCACAGAGGAAUCUAAAUGCCAAGUGAAAAUGUCGGGCGACAUGAUGCUAUCGUUCCCCACUGGAAUAGUGGGUGUGCUCGCCAAUAACCCGAACCCGGCGAAACUAUGUUUCAGGCUGAAAAACAUUCACAGAUUGGAUAACGUUCUCCCCAAUAAACAGCUAAUCUCCAUAAACAUUAUGAUGUCGACACGCGACAGCACUGUCGUAGAAUUCAACAUGCCCGCACUGACCUCACUAUUGAAACGACAAUCCGAAAAGAACCCCACCGCGCAAUACUUUAACGUUGACAUACUAAAGUACCAAAUACGACCGAAAAGCGGGGCCGCGUCGUGUCCCUUCCAGCUGGUAGCUUAUUGGAAAUGCGAAAAAGACCACACGGAUCUUAAAGUUGAUUAUAAAUAUAAUUUGCAUGCGAUGAGCCCGCCGUCGCCGCUGCUCAACGUGUCGGUAUGCGUGCCCAUGAACGGCGCUGUCAGGAAUGUGAUCGCAAUGCCGAAGAACAUUUGGAACGCGGAGAACGAACAAGCGCUAUGGCGGUUCACCGAAUUGUCUCAGCACUCUGAGGACAAGGGCGUGGGCUCGCUGCGGGCACGCUUCGAGCUGGGCCAGGGUCCGUCGAGUAAGUCGACCAUCUCCACCCAGUUCAACUGCGAGGGCGCGACGCUGUCUGGCAUUGAGUUCGAGCUGAUAGGCAGCGGGUACCGGCUCUCGCUGGUGAAGCGCCGCUUCGUGUCCGGCAAAUACAUUUGUGAUAGUGAAGUGCACUGAUAGGUCCAAAUCCCCUGUGAAUCCGCCAGUCUGUGUCGUAAAUCUCGUUGUCAUAUUCCUAAGUGCGUAUGCGAUGCGUAGAUUUUUACAUUGAGGUAUAUGCUCGAGUACCUUGUAGGACUUGUUUCCUGUCCAUGAAUGUAAGCCGCAAUUUAUAUCACAACACAUUUUUGUCAAUUUUCGAAGUAAAUUGUUAGUUUAUAAUUUCGAAAAAUGUAUUAAUAAUUAAGGAUGUAUUAUGCUGGAUUACUAACUUAUUUUUUCAGAUUAAAAAUCGUGCCAUUUUAUACUGUAUUUAAAUGUAUUUUACACUGAGUAAUGUUCCUUGCACAUAAUGUAUACAAUGUCCAUGUUCAAUGUACAGACUGUUAGAGCAUUCAAAUCAUAUGUCACUUUAAAACAGUGAUUGAUUUUACUAAUUGCAUAGACAUGGAGAUUUUUCUUUAACCCCAGAUGUGGAAAUGCUUCAAAGAAAUAUUUAUAAGCAAGUCAAUAAGAAAUAUUGACUUUAGACUUUAAAAUUACCCUCAUCCUCCUACUUUGAGUUGAAUGGAACAUACAUUAUUAAUACAUGUACUAAAUUUGAUUUUUACAAUGUUUGCACACAUUUGUUUUCUUUAGAGGCCUAACUGUAUGCAAUAACUUUUCUCUUAUUUAAAUGUGAAUUAAAGGCCACAACUGACACCUGAUAUGUUUUUUUUUAUCAACAAACAAAUCACAUUGUUUUAUACACUGAUAGGCAAUGAGGAUUUGUAGAAUCUCUGUUGUUUGGAACAAUAUUUUUUUUAUUUCAAAUAUAUUUUCAGUAAUGAAAAUGGUUUAUUUUUUGAGUGUGUUUAGUUUGAAUAUAAAUGAGGAAUGUUUGGUGUCCAUAUCUAAAUUGUAGAUGUUUGCGAGUAGCAUGAGCCCAGCAUUUAUUUUGAUCACAAUCUUAAAGUUAUGUUACUUUUGUUCGUUCAAGUUUGUCUUUUUGUUACAUUAACUUCAGUGCAAAUGUAACUUAUUUUUUUUAUAAUUUUUAAAUCAUUUGUAAUCUCAUAAUUUAUAUUUUAGUUAGAAUACUUUCGUCAUUUGAUUUGUCAUCCCAGCGGCCUAAUUUUACUGCAUGUUGUCAUAGGUAAAGAUAAAAGUGACUGUGUUAUUUUCGUUGAGCAAUAUUUUCUAUAGGAAUAUUUUUAUUUUAUUCAUACCACUUCUCUUUUCACCAAGAAGAAAUGAAAAUUUGAUAAUAUUUUUUAUUCAAAAUAAUACUAAUAUGCAUCAUAGCACAUAUUUUUGGUUCUUAAUGUAGUAAAUAAAUGUUGCUCAAGAAAAUCAGCACAAUUUUGGUUGUCUUGUAAAACCCUUACCAAAUGAGAAGUGUUCAUACCAGACCGUUGCUUUAAGGUCAAACCAUUUCUAGUACCUACUACCGAACCAUUCCAUUUGUCUUUAUCAUUUUUAUAUUAAGUAUUAUUUAAUUUAUAUUCAAUCAUUAUUAUAUUUUAAUAAUUUGAUGGAAUUUCAUUCAGCAGGAAUCCAAUUGGAUUUAAUAUGUUUUAAUUUAUUUAUUUGGAUUUUUAUUGGUUUUUAAAUCUAUUUGAAGUGUGAGAAUAAGAACUUACUUACUAAACAAUACAAAUCAAACAUAAAGUACAUCACAAUAUAAUGGUAUUGCCAGAGAAUAAAUUGUAAUUUGAAAUCAUACAUUCAGUAUUCAGCUAAUAAAGUGUACUAAACAAAAUUUACUUUGCUCUUACACACGAUAAAAUUAGAUUAAAAAAAAUGUGCAAAUACCAACGCGUAAAACAUAUUUUUGUAUCGUAAAAUUUAUGAUAUGUAAUUCUAAUGUAAUGUAACUAUGUUAAUUUUGGAAAUAAAAUGUAAUUUUAGCAUUU
Manduca sexta (tobacco hornworm) is the source of this 4664-nucleotide messenger RNA. Its product is annotated as F-BAR domain only protein 2. The coding region runs from base 118 to 2787 and encodes 889 amino acids. The record is from RefSeq and is a predicted model, not a curated record. The transcript has a single exon. Lineage: Eukaryota; Metazoa; Arthropoda; Insecta; Lepidoptera; Sphingidae. Gene Ontology annotation, cellular component: cytoplasm; clathrin-coated vesicle; clathrin-coated pit. Gene Ontology annotation, biological process: clathrin coat assembly; clathrin-dependent endocytosis.